Messenger RNA from Harpegnathos saltator (Jerdon's jumping ant), 6305 nucleotides. RefSeq lists its product as uncharacterized. The record is from RefSeq and is a predicted model, not a curated record. Bases 762 to 5585 code for a protein of 1607 amino acids. Lineage: Eukaryota; Metazoa; Arthropoda; Insecta; Hymenoptera; Formicidae. The transcript has 7 exons.
UUGAUUCGACAUUUAUUUGACGAUGAAAUGGUCGAUAAGCGUUGAAUCAAUGUUAAUUCAACCUUCAUCGACGUCGAAUCAACAUUAUGGUGCUGACUGGGUAAUGAGUUACAUCACAAGCUUGGAGUUUCAUUAAAAAUAACAACGACCGUAACGGGGAAUUUAGAAUUAUUUGAAAUAAUUAUCUGUUGUGUAAAUACAUCGACGAGAUACUAAUUAAUCUUUCAGCGUACCAGAGAAAUUUCGCUGUAUGCUAACGUCCUAUAAAAUAUAAUUUUUCGAGACUAGCGCACUCUAGUGUUGGUUGUUGCGAGGUUAGACAUGGUUGUGAGCUUUUAGAAGUGCUGUAUGCUAAAGGUCAUACUUUAUGUCAGAAUGCCAAAAUAUCAUUGGUGAAAUAUUGAUUAACUCCUUGCAAUCAAUCAAUCAAAAAGAAUAACGUUAUGGAGUUAUAAGUAUUUGAUUCUAUCCAUAUUCUUGUAAAGUUUAAGAAUUUCCGUGAAAUAUCUUUCAUUAGUCACUUCAAAAGGAUGGUAAGCAAACUGUAGUUGCAGCUUAUAAGAAGACAACAAAAUCCCUUCAGUGAUUACAUCAGUCAGCCGUGUGAAAUAAUAAUGUUUGCCACUAUGAGCAGCAGCUCUGUCGCAUACUGUUUUACCGAUCAAGUGAUGAGCCGUCGAAAGCAUAUCAUGGCUGAAAGAUGCUUUGAUUGACAACAAUGUGUUGGUUCAUUCUAUUAAAUUUCAUGUAAUACAAGAAAUAUGCUACAGAAUAUGCAGUUGAAUGUUCCCAAUUCGAGGAUACCUUAUAUAGUUACACCAAGAUUGCGUAAAAAUCGUAAAAUUGAGAACAGAUGGGGAUUGCAGUAUGAGAUAUCUGUACAGUAUGCUGCAUUUGGGAGGCAAUGUUUGCCUUAUAUGCCAACAGAACCACCAGCAUCUUUGAGUGAAGAGGUUGUGGAAUCUGAGCCACUAUAUGUGUGCAAGCAAUGUAAAGACUGUUUUCGCUUUCAAAGCAGCUUGGAUGAUCAUAGUAAGAGGCGUAGUUGGAUUUUUGGACUUUGGUGUCACAAUUGUUUUAGGACAGUAUGCACUCAUAUAACCGAAAUAGGCUCUGUAUGUUCUAUAUGCAUGAGACAAGAUAAUGAAAAACGUUCAUAUUUACGAUCAAGAGGAUUUGGUCACCAACGUUUUCAAAAAUGGGGAGCUAUGAAAGUAUUUUACAACCAGUGCCAACUCUUUGAACACAUGAAAUUGCAUAAUUUAUGCUCAAUAGAUGUAUCUGAUGUAAUGUUAAUGCCUCUACCUGCUGAUUUAAGUUAUAAUGAUUGGACUCUUGAACUAGAGUUAGCAUGUGAAGCACUUAUGGAAUACACAUUCUUAUUACGUGUGCAUGUCAUGGAUUGGUUAAGAUUGAACAAAAUAGAAAAUAACUGGUGGAAAUUGAUUGAUGACGAAGAUGACAACAAUAUGAGUAACAUUGUAAGAGGUUAUAAGGGUCGACAAAUGUUCAAAACUUUGGAAAAGUGUGAAGAAGACCAGAAUCCUAAUUCUGAGGUAUCCAAUAUCACCACACAUUCUCUUUUUAUGGAACUUAUUGAUUCUUGUUUUAAUGACAAGGAUAAGAAUAAUCAUUCUACUAAUGCUGUCUCAGACAAAAAUGUGUCGGAAAAUGAAGAUAAUCCUUGCGUGUCAACUGACAUUGCUUUUGUAGAUUGUGGUCCUAUCUCAAAAUGUUUGGAACCAGAACCAUCAAUGAGCACUAUACCUAGGAAACAGAUAUCUGUUCUUAAAAAUUCAAGACGAAAUAUACAGAACUUGCACUUAACUGAUAAAACUGCUAAGAGAAACUGUAAAAAAAGAAAAACGAUGCUUAUAGAUACCAGUUUAGUUGAAACGGAUGUGGUUCCUGAAAAUACAACUAUGCUAAAAGUUGGUGAAAAAGACUUGAAUAAAAAUACUAUCAGUAAACAAUCAUUCAAAAACUCUCAGCAAUAUAGAACAGAGCAAUCAUUUGUAAAAGAAAGUGUGGGAAAUAGCAUUAGUAAACCUAUAAUAGAAACUGAUAUUGCUAAAAUUCUAAACAAUCCAAUCAACAUCGCUGUUCCGUUUUCUGCUAAAAAUAUUAAGUUACAUAAAACGAAUUCAGAUUAUUUAGGACAUGGCCUACAAAAAUCCGUAGGAGCCUGUGGUUCCGAGAUAUUACCUGUCCAAAGUUCAAAGAAGGCAGAUGUUGCAUCUAUUAUCAACGACCUAUCUUCUCAACUUAUUUUAAAUAAUAAAGUUGUUCUUGAACAGAAUUCACAGAAAUUUAUAACUUUUUGCGACGAAGAUGUAAUUAUGACUGAAAAAAAAUCAAACAAUUCAACAUUGGAUAAAAACAGUACAGAUGUUGGUACGUUAUUACAAAAGAAACAAGUUACUGGUAAAUUUUUAAUUAAAGGUGGAAAGAGAUAUCUUAUUAAACAUUCAGAAGAUAUCAAGAAGAAUUUGUCUAAUCUGCCUAUUAUGACUAAUAUUUCAAAAGACACAAAACUGCUGAUAUCCAAACAGAACAUUCCAACAUCAUCUACUACUAAUUCUGGUGAAGUCAAAAAUACAAAUAUGGUACAAGCAACUUCACCUCAGAACGACAUUUCAUUGUUAACACCUUCGCCGUCUCCUUCAGAAUUAUCCAGUAGUUCCAGCUGUGGGUCGCAUGCUAAGCAAAUUUUUAAAGUAAAACUACGAAAAGUACUUCCGCGAUUAAUUUCAUUACAGAAGAAUUCAUGCGAGAUGAUAUCAUUGGUUGAAGAAAAAGGAGAAAAGGUCUACAUGAAUUUAAAAAUAACAGAUAAGGCUCCCAAAAAUAUUCCUCAUGGCAUAUGCAAAGACAUACCGAAGUGUAGAGAAGAAAUGAUAAAAGAGUUUUAUCAUAUGGAUAAUUUCGAGUUGAUGGCACGAAUCAAUCAUCUGCAACACGUUAGCGAAGAGAUUAGGAAAGUUAUGAAUUUUGUAACGAAUAAUAAUGACAAAGAAAAAUUAAGGUCUAUUAAUGCUCUCCAGCGGAUAUUGCAAAAUUGUUUGCGUAAGUGUGAUCAGAAUGUACAAAAUAAGAAGAAUGAUCCGAUGUUAAGCGAAUGGGAAUGGAAGAAAAUUGAUAUAUAUAGCCAUAGAUGUCCAUUAUGUCGCAAGACUAUAAAGCCGAGAGCUUAUAUUGCUGGAUUUUCGAAAUUGCCUAAGGACGAUGAUAGAUAUUGUUUCUGUUACAAAUACGUUUGUUACAAGUGUCUAUCUUAUCAUGGUGAUUCAUCGUGUUUCAGUGCGCAUCAAAACCUACACAUGCAGGUGGAACCUUAUAUUUGUCCAGAUUGCCACAUCAACUUUAUUAACGCUAAAUUUUUAGAAAUCCACAUAUGGACUGCUUGCUUUCACACACUGAAAAAACGCGUAUUCUCUUGCAAAGUUUGCAAGAUAGAUGGAUUUAGAGACAUAGAGUCGAUUACUAUACACUUUGCUACUAUGCACAGUGAUAAGAAAGUCGUGUGCGAAAUGUGUUGCUUGGUAUUUUCUUUGUACGAUGAUUAUAUGAAGCAUUAUGCGAUGGUACACAUGAACAUGCCGAAGCCCAAACCGAUACGGCUAGUAAUAAAUAAAUUAAACAACGAGAUUGUACGUUAUGAGAAUUUUAUACAGUACUUGGUUAAUUCCUCCGCGAUUGAGGAACUUAUAUGGUACAAAUGUCCUUUAUGUCCAUUUGCAACUUUAGAAGACACGGAUAUGGCGAUGACAUUUAGCACUCAUUUACAACAGCAGCAUUUCAAACGCUUGUCUGAAGUCAUUAGUGCAGAAGCGUUGGAAGAUAUUAUCUCCAAGAAAAAAUUUGGAAAAACCUGUAUUUCCGAAGGUAUCUUAGAUACAGUAAAGAAUCCUCCGUGUGAAGAUGGUACCGUAAUACCUAAGAUCGUAAACACUCGAACUAUUUCGUCGGAAAUAUUCGAACGUGGCUCUCACGAUGCGGACAACACGUGGUCCAUUAAUUCUGGUGGAUCCACGUCUACUUUUGCCGCUGAUGUGAGUUCACAAGUGACACAAAAAGUAGACCUGCUACCAAAAAUCCUCAAUGUUAGAUCAGUGGCUGGUUUAAAGACAACCGUAGCGGACAACGUUGCGACAAGUACAGAACUUUUAACUGACAUGAAGGUUAAACGCGAUUCUCAAGCUUCUUCAUCUGAAGUAAUUAAAUGUAGGAAUGAGAAAGGAGAGCUAUCAUGUAAAGAUGAGAAAAACGUGAUGAUGGAACUAGAUGACAUCAGAUCUGACAUCAGGGAAAAAACGAAGGAGCUGGAAGAGCCCGAUAAAAGUAACGAUGAAUUGGUUGCUUCGUGCGCAGCUGAAUUCGAAAAAUCUCUACAAAUAAAUGAUGGUCACACAAAUUCGUCUACCGAAUCAAAUGCAGAAAUUUCCAACUCCGAGUCUGCACCCAAGACAAGUGGCCGUAUAAAAGUAAUUGAUAUCAGAAAAAUAUGUAUGCCAAACAUCAAACCAUUCAUGGACAAGUCGUGCGAUAUGCAGCCCAACGAUGAAAAUGUAGCCUCUACAUUGCCGAAACCUCCUCCGCUUGCGAGAAUCCCGCAACAUAUACUUGAUUGUAGAAAAACCGAGGUGGCGGAUGCAGCGAGACGAACUAUGAACAUGAAGCCUCUUUCGCGAAAAGCGGCCAAGAUGAGACCUCGAAUUGCUAUAAUCGGGCCAACUGACACGCAAGAGGGAUCUAUCGAGUUUUUGUGUCACAUAUGUAACAAAAAGAUCAACACUUCUUGGCCAGUGGUGCGGACACACUUUACCGAGAAUCAUUUUCGUGAAUAUCAAUUGGCUACACCUUCUCUGUGCUUAAAGAAACUACCAUCUGACUACAAGAAAUAUUAUCAGAAAUAUAUAUGUAAUAUGAAACGAAAGUCAAACAUCGCUUUACCUACAGUGAAGAGAAAGCGCCGGUGGACAUCAAAGAAAAGUAACACUGACACAAAGGACACAAGCGUACCCGAGAUAGGACUUUGUGUGGAAAAGGAGACGGCAGAAGACGGUGAGGGUAAUUUCAAAUGCAAGAAAUGCGGUCAACGAUGUACUGACAUGUCCGAUCUGAGAGAGCAUAUUGCUGCUAAUCACAGGCUGAAAGGCCGUUAUUUGAUAUGUCUGGAAUGCGGCGAGAACUUUGUGGUCGCGCCUAGCCUACAGAUGCAUCUGAAGGCUUUUCAUGGAAUAGACGAUCCUAUCAGCCACAUGAGUCAAAAUCCUUCUUAUUCCUCUGACGCAAUCGGCGAUUUGGAGGAGGAGAGAAAAACAACGGAAGCUAAUCAGUGUCAUGUUUGUAUGGCAGUUUUCGAGGAUAAGGCUGCGGUAGACAAACACCUGAGAGUACAUGGUAUGGCUUUUUUAAAUCGUAAGAGGAUAGAGGCGAGAAACGCUCUGAAGAGCCCGGAAAAGAAACCAAACGCGGAGGACAACAAGCAAAGUCCUCAGCAAAUUACAGAACAACCAAGGGAAACUGUGAAACGAGAUAAACCGGUGGAAACAAUCCUAGAAAAACUUAAUGCGGCAAUGUAAUCACAGGGGAUGAACAUGUGGAAGAAAACAAUUUUGUAAUAUAAUAUAUUCAUUAAUUCUUAUUUAUAAGUUUUCGUCUGUAUAUUUACGCGCUCAAUAUUUUUGUCGACAGUUCAUUGUUGUCACGAAACAUUGUGUCACUGAAUUAUUAAUCUUUCUCUUCUCUAUCACGUGUACUUUAGAAGAUCCGUAUAUUCUAUAAUUUAUCACUUUUGAAAUUUAGUUAAACGAGUCAGAAUAAAACACGAUGAAUCAUCUCGAUAUAUACAUAAAUUAAUAGUAUCAUGGGGAGACAUUAUGUAUAUUACCGUACGUAUGAUUCGGAAUUAUUAAUUGUAUUUUCUUUUAUUGAUAUUUAUAUAGUAUGUCCCAUCACUACUGUGACACGGAUUAAUAACAGAUCCUUUAAGGUAUUUUAAGAUGAAAAUCUUAACACGAAGGUAUCAAGUUUAUAAUAGCUUUGAAAUAGGAAACGUUUCGUGCUUGCAUUGUCACGUUGUCCAUAUUUCGGUGACGUCUGCAUUUCUGGAAAAUACAUACCUACAUCUGUGAGUUUUAUUUAUUCAAUUAGAAAUAAUAUUAUUAAAUGUUUAUAAAGAUGUCGCGAAUGAAAAUAAAAUAUUAUUGUGAAAUGUAAUAUAUUGCGUUAAAAACAGAAUUUUUCGAGAUUAAAUUUAUUUUGUAUGAUGUUCUGGUAAACGUACGUUUUUGAGUAAAAAU